Messenger RNA from Saimiri boliviensis boliviensis (Bolivian squirrel monkey), 1696 nucleotides. RefSeq names its product carbonic anhydrase 8 (gene CA8). NCBI's taxonomy places the organism in Eukaryota, Metazoa, Chordata, Mammalia, Primates, Cebidae. The record is from RefSeq and is a predicted model, not a curated record. Gene Ontology annotation, molecular function: carbonate dehydratase activity; zinc ion binding.
CCGGUUCUAGCUGUCGGCUCCCCUGGUCCCAGCGGCCGCGGAGAGAAGGGGGCGGAUCCUCGCGUGCCAGACACGCCCAGGCCGGGUUUUAAAUUCGCCAGGCGCUCGCUCCCCGAGCCGCCGCCGCUCCCUCGCUCCGCCGAGGCCUCCGGACGCGCUCCCCGCGCCGGCCUCCGCAACACUCGGGCCGAACGCCCGCCCGCUCGCACUCACACCGCGGUUCGCACCCGCACGCGCGCUCGCACCCGCACUGCCGCUCCCGCGCGCUCCGCUCCCGCUCCAGCCCCGCGCCCCGCGGAGGCGCAGGACCGCCGCCGAGAGCGCAGAGGGGCGCCGCGGCCUUCCCAUGGCGGACCUGAGCUUCAUCGAGGAUACCGUAGCCUUCCCCGAGAAGGAAGACGAUGAGGAGGAAGAGGAGGAGGGUGUGGAGUGGGGCUACGAGGAAGGUGUUGAGUGGGGUCUGGUGUUUCCUGAUGCUAAUGGAGAAUACCAGUCUCCUAUUAACCUAAACUCGAGAGAGGCUAGGUAUGACCCCUCACUGCUGGAUGUCCGCCUCUCCCCAAAUUAUGUGGUCUGCCGAGACUGUGAAGUCACCAACGAUGGACAUACAAUUCAGGUUAUCCUGAAGUCAAAAUCAGUUCUCUCGGGAGGACCAUUGCCUCAAGGGCAUGAAUUUGAACUGUACGAAGUGAGAUUUCACUGGGGAAGAGAAAACCAGCGUGGUUCUGAGCACACGGUUAAUUUCAAAGCUUUUCCCAUGGAGCUCCAUCUGAUCCACUGGAACUCCACUCUGUUUGGCAGCAUCGAUGAGGCUGUGGGGAAGCCGCAUGGAAUCGCCAUCAUUGCUCUGUUUGUUCAGAUAGGAAAGGAGCAUGUUGGCUUGAAGGCUGUGACUGAAAUCCUCCAGGAUAUUCAAUAUAAGGGGAAGUCUAAAACAAUACCUUGUUUUAAUCCUAACACUUUAUUACCAGACCCUCUGCUGCGGGAUUACUGGGUGUAUGAAGGCUCUCUCACCAUCCCACCUUGCAGUGAAGGUGUCACCUGGAUAUUAUUCCGAUAUCCUUUAACUAUAUCCCAGCUACAGAUAGAAGAAUUUCGAAGGCUGAGGACGCAUGUUAAGGGGGCAGAACUUGUGGAAGGCUGUGAUGGGAUUUUGGGAGACAACUUUCGACCCACUCAGCCUCUUAGUGACAGAGUCAUUAGAGCUGCAUUUCAGUAGCCAAAGAGGACAGGAACAGUCUAUCUUCAUGAGGGAGGAAGAUAAUGAUCCUAUGGUGCCUGUGGAUGAGAAGAGAAAACUUUUGAGCUGCAGCUUCAGUUUAUCCUCAAAGCCUGCAUUGUUUGUCUUCAUCUAAUCCAGCCUUGAUGGACAUCUGUGAUGGUUGCCUAUACACUUGCUGAAACGAAAUAUUAGAAAUGGCUGUAUAUUCCAAAGAAACCCUAUAUUAUAUAUCCACAUUACUGCUGCUAGGAUUCAUAUUUGCACAUGCUGUUUAUUGCUUAUGUGUAGAAGGAAUGAAACUAGUUUCCAGAGUUGUUAUUAAUAUGAAUAUAUAUCAUGUGUUAAUACUGAGAAAGAAAAACACAUUCCCAGUGUUAAUAGUUCUUCAUUUCCUGUUUCCAACAGAAAAUUCACUCACUUUAGAGACUAGUGUAAUUCUUGAUAAUAAAAUAAGAGUUUUGAUUAAGAACAGCA